AGGUAGCGAGCGGCGGCGAGAAGGAAGGAACCGGCCGGCGAGCAGAAAGCGGCGACGAGCGACGAGUGCUUGGCGUACGGUUUGUGUGGUGCGCGCUACCGUCGAGAUAGGCUCGAGAUCGGAGAGUGCACGCGCGAUCGAGCGGAGGCGGCGAUUCUCAGGACGAGGGAGGCACGAGUUUUGAAGUAGAGAAGCACGCGACUGUAGUCCCCAUCCCCCCCAUCCCCCUCCUCCCCUCCGGCCGGACGGUAAAGGGGACGACGACGAGAACGAGAGUUUUGGAGAAACGUAAACGCGUAGCCGUUCAACGACAAUGACGAUGGCAACCGAGACGGAGAACAACGGGCCCGAGAGCAAGGAGAUCAAGGACGUGAAGGAGAUGAAAGAGGCGCUUAAGGACGACGCGCCGCCGGACAACAAGCAGGAAGAGAAGGACGCGGCGGCGAAGAAGGACGAGGCGGCCGGCAAGAAGGACGAUGACGCCGCCGCCGCUGCCGGCGCGGCCACGGCGCCGGCGAAGGCCAGCACCGUGCACCACCCUGACUACGAGAAGGACGUUGUUUAUCUAUAUCAGUUCCCGCGGACGCCGCUGCUCCCGUCCUUAUCCCCGUAUGGUCUCAAGGUGGAGACGUGGUUGCGGUUGAAUGGCAUCAAGUACGAGAAUGUUGACCACAAGAUGAAAUUCCGCUCCAAGAAGGGUCAGCUGCCGUUCGUCGAGCUGAACGGCGAGGAAAUCGCGGAUAGUACCAUUAUCCUGCGAGAGCUGAGCCAGAAAUUUGGCAAGGACUUGGACGCCGGUCUCACGUCCGAGCAACGAAGCGUCUCUCACGCCAUGAUAUCCAUGAUCGAGAAUCACCUAGUCUGGGUUGUCGCGUGCUGGCGCACGAAGAACUUGGAUCAGGUGCUGAAGGGUUACAAGGUCAAUUUGCAACUCGCUCUGGGAUCACGUAUACCGAACGCUAUUCUGAACUUCUUCUUCAAGCUCACGUUCGGACGCAAGUUGGAUUGGUUGCAGGGUGCGAGGAAAGUGAAGGCUCAGGGAAUGGGCGUGCACAGUCCGGAGGAAGUGUCCCAAUUCGGCUGCACCGAUCUUAAGGUGCUCUCAGACACGCUUGCUGACAAGCCCUUCUUCUUUGGGGACGAGCCAACUACCAUGGACGUAGUUGCAUUUGCGCAUCUCGCUCAAAUCCUGUACAUCGACAAGGACACGCCGUACAGUCUGCGAGACUACAUGGUCGAGAACUGUCCCAACUUGGUCGGACAUUGCUCGCGCGUUAAAGAACGAUGUUUCCCGGAUUGGGACGAGAUAUGCUCCAGCCUGGACAUGAACACGCAUCUACCGAAGCCCGAGAAACAGGAGGAGAAGGAGGGCAAAGAGGAGGCGAAGGAGUCUAAAGAAUCCAAGGAGGAGAAAGAGGGUGACAAGGAAAAGGCAGACAAGGAGGAGAAGGAAGUUGAGAAGGACAAGGAAGUUGACGAGAACAAAGAAAAAGAGAAGGACGGCAAAUAAGCGGUCUUUCAUUGUAAAGAGAAGUAAUAAGUCGUUUCAAGGAUUUAAAGGCGAAGAGUCAUGAAGGUGUAUUGGCGAAUGAAUAAAGAUAGAAAGAGAGAGAGAGGGAUAGUUGGUGAUAAAAGUGUGUGUGCGUACGCGCGUGUGUGUGGUUGCGUGAAUGUGAACGAUGACGGAGAUGAGGACGAUGUAGAAAGCACGUAUAGAAUGAUGACGAGGGAAGGGAGUUGCCGGAAGUGAGAGAUUGUGUGUUGAAGAGAAAGGGAGAAAGAAAGAGGGAGAGAAAGAGAGAGAGGGAAAGAAAACGAGUGUGAGUGUGCGUGUGUGUAAGAGAAAGCAAAAAAGAGAGAUAAGAUUUGGAACUAGAGCUCUCUACUUAUACGUAUAGAUAUUAAUAGACUCAUGUAUAAUGUUAAUACUUCGUUUAUAUACGUUCAAUGCGCAUCACGCGUUACUUCACUUGAGACACUCGAAACACACACGACCGGAACGAUUAUUCUCUAAUCCACACGCCCUUUCUCUGCUCUGCUAAGAACAAACGAAAAAAAAACAGGGCUAUCUUAUAAGUCAUUAGAAACGUAGGAUUGCAA
Molecule: messenger RNA, 2100 nt
Organism: Acromyrmex echinatior (Panamanian leafcutter ant)
Lineage: Eukaryota; Metazoa; Arthropoda; Insecta; Hymenoptera; Formicidae
Gene: fax
Product: failed axon connections
Cellular component (GO): cytoplasm
Source: RefSeq, a predicted model, not a curated record